Messenger RNA from Limulus polyphemus (Atlantic horseshoe crab), 4952 nucleotides. RefSeq names its product neuroglian-like. The record is from RefSeq and is a predicted model, not a curated record. Gene Ontology annotation, molecular function: protein binding. NCBI's taxonomy places the organism in Eukaryota, Metazoa, Arthropoda, Merostomata, Xiphosura, Limulidae. The transcript is spliced from 6 exons. The coding region runs from base 257 to 1027 and encodes 256 amino acids.
UGGACCAGUGGCCAGCUUCAGUGCUUUCCCAUUGGGAUCCAGUGCUCUCUACUUGAUCUGGAAGAAACCAGUAGAGGCCAAUGGUGUUUUGACAGGAUAUCAGAUUUUUUAUGAAAAAGUAAAUGGAACAACAUUAGGAGAAAAGAUAGAACAUAAGCCUUCACUUUCAAACCCUGAUGCAACCAGGCUGAAGUUGUCACGCUUGGAUCCUGAAACCAAAUAUAGACUUACCAUUCAAGCAACAACUCAAAUUGGAAUGGGGGAAGCAUAUUAUAUUGAAGAAACUACAGGAACUGGAGUCCCAGAAGUCCCAGAUGUUCCACAUUUUAUUUGGUCUCGACUUUUUGAUGAUGAUUCUACCAUUGUACUUAAAGUAACGUGGUUGCCUGCUCUCGAAGGUCAUCCUGGUAGUUAUUUUUAUGUUCAAUACAGAUCAAAAGGUGAAUCCUUGUGGAAAAACACUACUGCUGAACUAGAGACUGAUUAUACUGUAGUCAUGGGUCUAGAAAGAAAUACUCUCUAUGAGAUGAGAGUAGUAUCUGUUGAUGGUCCAUUUGAAACUCCAAGUCUUAUUGUUGAGGUAGAAACAGAAAGUUAUGGGGUACCUUCAGCUCAGGUAAUUGACAGUGCAGGAACAGCACCAUGGCUCAUAGCCUUAAUGUGUGCCAUUGCCCUGGCUCUUCUUAUUAUAAUCAUAAUCUGUCUCAUUAAACGAAAUGCCGGAGGAAAAUAUCCAGUCUACAAGAAGGAGGCGACUUUAGGUUCUGGACUGGAUUACCCUGAUGGUGGUGGUUUCCAUGAAUAUAACAAACCUUCCAGUAACCAUCAUCCCUUAAAGGGCAGCAGAACCUCUCUUAACAGUAGCCUGGCAGGUCCAGGCAGUGACACUGACAGUAUGGCAGAAUAUGGAGGAGAAGGAGACACAGGAAAGUUUACUGAAGAUGGAUCCUUUAUUGGUCAGUAUGGUCGAACUAAAAAUGCAGAAGAAGAAUCUAGGUUAUCAACAGCAGCCACUCCACUCGUUUGAAGCUCUGCAAGUUGUUUUACACAUUUCAGUCCCUUUUUUUAUUCUGGAAAAUUAGACAUGUGUGCAAACUGUAUGAACUAGAGACUGGUAUUUUUCAAUGCCUACAAAUGAUAUAAUAAUUUCUAGUUCAUAACUGUUCUAAAUCGUAAGUUUCAAACAUCAACAGUGUGGUUGUUUUUUAAAUUUUUGAUACUAAAGAAACUCCAGUGUGUAUUCCACAUUAUAGAUUUUCUUACAGUAUGCUAAUAUAUUUUGUUGUUUUGUAAGUGAGCUUGUGAGUACAUUGUUAUUCUGUUAUAAACCCAGUACAUAGAAUUUACAUAUUGUUCAUUAGUGUUAAAUUGUUACGAGUAAAAUAAAUUCUAAUAACAUUUUGUGAAUAACUGUUGAAAUAUAAAUUCUCUUCCAAAUCAUGGAUUAUUUCUACUUCUAGUAUGUUUCACAUUUUAUAAAAAGGAGUUUUUGAUAAAUUUGAACUGUGUGUUUAGUGCUGAUGGAUGCUGAAAGUUGUGUUAAACUUAGAAAAAUUUAUUAUUUUUGGAAUUUUUGUCUGUCAUGGGCUUUUUUCUAUUAAUAUUUUGAACUAGCUUAACAGAAUCUCUAAUUCUUCAAUCUGAAAUAAUAUUCUUUGUUUUACAAAUUCUUUUACAAUUAAUCUUGUGUUUAGCUGUUACUAAAAUUAUUUUUGUAAAUACUUUAUAGUAUUUUAUUAAUAUAAAAACUGAACAAAUACUGCCAGUAGAUGAUGGAGCAAGUGAUGUUCCAAUAUUUUUUUAAACUAAUAUAUAAUUUACACUAGAUUUUCCACAAAAUUUCAGAUAAAAUUAAUUUGAAUGCUUAUUAUUAAUUCCAUAAUCUAUUUAGGAGUGGAAUCUUUUGUUAUUUUUACAGAAGAUGGUUGUCAACUUUUAACUAUAUUACAUUGUGUUAAUUUCUCACAACUACCCAAUUGCUUUAUUAAUCACAUUUGUCACCUAUCAUAAUAGUGAAAUGUAAUAUUUAUCAGAUGUGUAGCUUUCAAAAAAAAAAGGGUUACACAUGCUUUUCUUUUGAAGAUGUGUUCAAGUUCAUCAUGGUAAUUUUUAAAACAAAAAUGUAAUAAAAGAACACAAUUCAACCAUCUAAUUUCCCUGUGGUAUUCUAAAUGCAGACUUUUGCUGUUUGGUAAAGGGCCCUUAAGGCCCUCUGCUCUGGAUGAAUACACACGAUUAAUGCCUCAAGUUCUGAUAAAUGUAAAUAAGAGAUAAUUCACUUAAAAUAAAGUUAUAUAUGACUUAUUAAAAGCAUGAGUACAAGCCAUGUUAGUUACUUAACACUAAAUAGAUUUAGCUUUACCUGAUGUUUUCAUACCUGUGUACUAAAAAAGUACAUAAGAUAAUGCAUCACAUGAACUAUCUUUCUAGAUUUAGUACCUGAGCUUUUAGACAGUUUAUAAUAUAUAACACAUAAAUAAAACAUUUUCAGAUACUUUCAGCUAUUAUUAAUAAUGUCAAGUAAAAAGCUUGUGUAGUAUUGUUGCUUUUGUUUGUGUAGGUGCUGCUCUCUAUGUCAUAAAUUUGUUUUUUGUAUUAACAUCAUCCUCAUUAUUCAUUAUUAAAUUAUGAAUUUUAUUUCUUUGCAGUAAAAUUCUUCCUAAAUUAUAGCUUAACAAUUAAAUUUCAGCAUUAAAAUUAUAUGGUUAUUUGCAUUCAAAAUUACACCAACCAAGUACUUAAAUGACAACAAUGUUAGAAAGUCAAAUCUUUUGCAUAAUCUAGCUGGUAUCCUGUGUAAGAGGAUACUUGCAUGUACAAUUAUUUUUAGGGAAAAUAGGGGCAGAAUGUCUUAUAUCUGUAUUUGGAAACCGAUUCAAUUAAAAUUUACUUUAUUUUGAAUUUCAUAAUAAAUGGUUGAAAGAAACUUUAAAAUAGUAUUAUAUCUAUGUAUAUCUCAAGUCUGGCUGGACCAGAUAGUUUUGUAAUAUUUCAUUCUUUUUUGAUAUCAUCAUUAAUAUGUGUAUCCACCAUAUUUGUAGUUUUUACAAUAGCAUUUCACCAAUUUGUUGGCAAUGCUUGGUUUAUGCUACGAUACAUUUCCAUUAAAACAAUUUGUUUUAAUUGUCUGAAAGUAAUAUAAUGUAUUAAUUACUGUUAGUGGAUAAGCAAGAACUUGUGAAUUAAUGAUGAUAAAAAAUGUAUUCAUUAUAAAGAGCUUAGAAUUUAUUAUGAUAAACGUGUAUUGUCCAAAAGUUAAUUUGAAGCUAAACCUUGGAAAACUUUGUUAGUGAACAAUAAAGUGUUAAGUCACGCCAGUCAAUUAUUUUGAUAAUCAAAAUGUUUUUCAUUAUGAACUUUUGUUACCGGUCUCUUUGUAAUACAAUUAUAUUGAGUGCUUCUAUGUCUAAAGCCCUUUUUACAUAUAAUAAAGUUAAAUAUACAAACAUUUCUUAGUAUAAAACAUACGAUUAAUUUGUUGAAUUCAAUAGUAAAAAUUUUGCAGUGUUUCAACUAUUGCAAACCUGGCUAUCACCAGAUGAGAUAGGGAGAUAUUGAUUAAUAUUCCUUUCUAGAGUAUGUGAAGAUCAGAAGUUUUAUUACAAGGUUCUAUGACAAAUACUAAGAAUUAGGAGCAGGUAACGGUGCUAAUAAUGCCCAUUUUUUACUAACCAUUUGUAUGUUGUUGAAAACAAAUCAAAUUUCACCUUUUCAAAGAAAUCUGGAUUUAAAGAUAUUUAAAAAGAAAAAAUCAUAAUAUUAAUCUAUUUCUUAUAUGAAAAAAUAGUGCAAUCAACAUUCAUACUAUUUGUAUACUGAUUCUUAGGAUUGUUUAAAAGUAUAAUAAAUGGAUUACUACCUGCAAUCACUCCACAUAAGAAUUUACCAAAAGCUAGAAUCUUUUAACUAAUGCAUAAGCCCAGAAUUAACUACAACACUGGUGCUUAGCAAUUUUAAAAACAAAUGAUUACAUUUCUGGUCUGUAAAUACAUUUCUGAUACGUCUUAAAAAGCACUUUCCUCUAUCCUUGGAACAAAGUUUACGAGUAAAAACAGUUUAGAAGUUAUGUAGGAAAGUCAGGGAAGCAUCUUAGUUUGGAAAUUUUUCUGGAUUUAAACACGUUAUUGUUGGUUUGGGGACCAUUUAAUUUGUAUAAAUUAUUUUCAUAUAAAUGUUUAAAAGUUUUCAAACUGCAAGUUUUUAAUUUUUGAAGAAUAUAUAUAUGUAUCUAACCUUGUUACAAUGUAAAAUAAUAUUAAAAAGCAGAGUUUAUUUUAUAAAUCUAAGUAAAUAUUUGGUUGUUAUAGCCAUUCAUUUUCAAUAGAACAUUUCAGUCAAUUGCUCAAUACAGCAUCAAAAUUUCAGAUUUUUUAAACUCAUUUAAGUUACGAGUAUGAUGUACAGUAAUAUUCUUGAUAUUUCAUUCAGUAUAGGCACUCAAGUACGGUAGACAGAUUUUAUAAACUAUUUUCAAGUAUAUAAUGUUGUAGUCACAAAUGUCCAUGAUUCAUUGCUUCUAUGAUUAUUUUAAGUUCCCCUUUUAAGUUGGUGCCUUGGAAGCUUACCAACAUCAUUAUUUCUGUAAAUUUGUUGUUGUUUUUUCAAGGUAAUUCUAGUUUAAAAUUACUAAAUAGAUGGUUAAAAGCUACAUUAUUAUUAUAACAAGAGGCUUAUUAGUUGAUAUUAUUUGUGAAUGUUAACAUACGUGCACACAACUAAACGAUAAAAUCAAGGUGCUUAAUAACUGUUGCCAAUGUAAUUUAUCUGCCAAACCACUGAGGUAAAUUAAAUGUACCUGUCUAAAGCACUGUGUACUAGAAAAACCUUCCAUACACAUGCCUUUCAAACUUUGUACACAUCUGAGUCUGAAAUAUAGACCUUCUGUACUCAAAAUAAAAAAAAACCUGGAACUCUAUUUCAAAUCAAUAUGUACAAUGUAUGGAACUAAAAAA